GAUAACUGGAUACUUGAGAGUUCGAAGUACAAAAUAAUCUGCGAAGAACAUUUCAAGUGGUCACGACGUCUAUAAGAAGGAGACCGAUUUAGAUCUACGUGUUACUGUAGUUUGUUUCAUCAGUUGCCAUGGUGACACUGAAGUUCUUAUGCCUUCUGUUCGUGUCGGCUGUGUUUGCCGACAGAGCCACCUACCACAACUAUCAGGUGCACCGCGUGGUGCCUGAAAAUCAGGAGCAACUGAAGGUUCUGAAGGAGCUGGAAGAUGAUCCAAAUGGUCUGAGCUUUUGGGUUGGCCCAAGUCGAAUUCAGAAGGCUGUGGACAUCAUGGUGCCGUCGCAUAUGCUACCUCGAUUCAACGAAAUUUUAGCAAGCCUCAGCCUCAAAUCCGAGGUCUACAUCAGCAACGUUCAGCAUCUCAUCGAUACGGAGCGUCCCAAGGUGAGGCCGAGGGCUGACUUUGGCUGGACAGACUACUACACGCUGGAUGAAAUAUACGCCUGGUUGGAUUCUCUGGUAGAAAAGUACCCUGGGGUCGUGACCCCAAUUGUUGGAGGUGAAUCCUACGAGGGCCGACAGAUACGGGGUGUAAAAGUGUCCUACAAGACAGGAAAUCCUGGUGUCGCUUUAGAAGGAGGAAUUCACGCCCGAGAGUGGAUUUCUUCUGCCACGGCGACGUACAUCCUGAACAAGCUGCUGACAAGUGAGGAUCCAGUGAUUAAGGACCUAGCACAGUCUUUCGACUAUUACGUCUUCCCUGUCACCAACCCAGACGGCUAUGUGUACACUCACACAACGGAUCGCACGUGGAGAAAGACCCGAAGUCAGUCAAACUCCGCUUGCUAUGGUGCAGAUCCGAAUAGGAAUUGGGACUUCCACUGGAUGGAGGCUGGAGCCAGCAGCUCGCCAUGUUCUGACUCGUACGCAGGAGCGUCUCCAUUCUCCGAAAUAGAAACAAGAACUCUGGCUAAUUACUUGAGGAGCAUCUCGGACACUCUCCUUGUAUACUUGGAUUUUCACAGUUACAGUCAGCUGCUCAUGUUUCCCUAUGGACACAGUCAAGAUCACGUAUCCAACUAUGACGUGCUGUAUCCUCUCGGUUUAGAGGCAGCAGCAGCACUAGCUAAAAACAAUGGAACUCGGUACGAAGUCGGCUCCAUAUAUGACGCAAUUUACCCUGCCAGUGGUGGAAGCAUCGACUGGGUGCGUGGCGUUCUAGACACCCCUUACUCGUACGUGUGGGAGUUGAGGGACACUGGACGGUACGGCUUCUUGCUUCCUGCCAGUCAAAUUAUCGACACUGCCGAGGAGACCCUCAGUUCAGCAGUUGUCAUCCUGUCACACGCGAAAAGCAAUCUCCGUGUCAACAAGAAACAAUGAAAGAUCGAUAAAGCCAACAGCACUAAAUAACUACUUUAUCCUAAUUCUCAUAUCGAAAUAAUAAUGGUGGCAACUGGUUUCAAGGUACAUCGAGGGCAUCAUGCCAGAAAGUCGUAUAAGCAUAUUUGCAUAAUCGGAGAUAUUUGGUCUGACAACACGAAAUAGUAGGACGUAUGUCGUGCCAGAAGGGUGAAACGUUGAUACAGUUCUACACAGAUAUACAAACAGUUAAAUUUUGGAGGAUGAACACUAAUAAUGCAUGUGUGUCUCCUGUAAAUAAGUCAUUCUGUUGACGCCCAUCUGACAUGAUGCCUUCGAUAUAAGCUGAGAAUGUAUACGUUAAAAGCAAGUAGUGUGUGUGUCCGUCAAAAUGGUGUGGUUGUGAUCUGUAAAAAUGCAUAAAUAAUCUUCAAUCACUCGGGGUAAAGUUCAUGAACAUCGUGCACUGAUUGCUGAAUACGUAAUGCUUCAUAUUGCCAAACUGUAUUGUACAUUUACGCUUAAGCACUCAAAUAAAAUGUAGUACCCAUUGGCUUAA
Messenger RNA from Zootermopsis nevadensis, 1917 nucleotides. Its product is annotated as zinc carboxypeptidase. The record is from RefSeq and is a predicted model, not a curated record. NCBI's taxonomy places the organism in Eukaryota, Metazoa, Arthropoda, Insecta, Blattodea, Termopsidae. Gene Ontology annotation, molecular function: zinc ion binding; metallocarboxypeptidase activity. Gene Ontology annotation, biological process: proteolysis.